AUGUAUAGCGCGGUUGCCCAGCACGGUAGCGUGAAUGCUGCCAAUAAUAGUAAUAACAACAACAGCAAUAAUAAUAAUAACAACUCUGGAUCUGUUUCAGGUGAUGCAGCUACACCUAACUUGAAUGUUGCCGCUAUUGGUGGCACAGGAUCAAGUAAUCCACCUCCAGGUGUGGUGCCCUCUAAGAAUAAGGCUCUAAAUGAUGAACAGAUUUAUCAAUGGACUUCAGAACUUGUGAAUGGUGUUAACCGCGAACGUGCAUUACUAGAAUUGGGUAAGAAGAGAGAGCAAUACGAUGACUUGGCCUUGGUGUUGUGGAAUUCUUUCGGUGUAAUGACUGUAUUAUUAGAGGAAAUUAUAUCUGUAUACCCAUUUUUACAUCCUCAAGUAUUGACAGCUUCAGUUUCAAACCGUGUUUGCAAUGCUCUUGCUUUGUUGCAAUGUGUGGCUUCCAACCCUCAGACAAGAGGUUUGUUCCUUAGUGCCAACUUACCUUUAUAUCUUUAUCCAUUCUUGUCGACCAAUUCAAGACAAAGAUCGUUUGAAUAUCUUCGUUUGACAAGUUUGGGUGUCAUUGGGGCGCUAGUUAAAAAUGAUACACCAGAAGUUAUUAAUUUCUUACUUGCUACAGAAAUUGUGCCAUUGUGUCUUAAUAUCAUGGAAAUCUCAUCAGAGCUUUCUAAGACAGUGGCAAUUUUCAUCCUUCAGAAAAUUCUCUUAGACGAUCAAGGGUUAUCAUAUGUUUGCACAACUUAUGAAAGAUUUCACACAGUAUCCUCCGUACUAGCAAAAAUGAUCGAACAAUUAAGUGCAUCUACAGCAAAUUCUCACCAGCAGCAGCAGAAUCAACUGAAUGGACAACUGCAGGCUGGACAGCAAGGGAACGGUCAACAACAAGGUGGGCAACAACAAUCCCAACCUUCAAAUAGCUCUGGGCGUCUAUUGAAGCAUGUAGUACGUUGUUACAUGAGAUUGUCUGAUAACUUGGAAGCUAGAAAGGCGUUGGCUAAUAUUUUACCAGAGCCUCUUAGGGAUGGAACGUUUUCACUAAUUUUACAGGAUGAUGUUGCUACAAAGAGGUGUUUGGCCCAAUUAUUAUCGAACAUUAGCGAACAGUAG
Messenger RNA from Dujonia railenensis, 1119 nucleotides. Lineage: Eukaryota; Fungi; Ascomycota; Pichiomycetes; Serinales; Debaryomycetaceae. The record is from the annotation of a GenBank genome assembly.